AAACGACGUUGUAUCAUGCAGAGUCAUUACUUUACUGGGCUAGAUGACAAGUGUUUGAAAACAUGUCGUAUCCAUCAGAUGAUAAGCUGUCCUUCCAUUUUGGGACUGAAAAGAUUAGAAUUUUUGAGCAAUGGAUGACCGAUCCGGAAUGGCACUUCAUGGCGACAUGUUUGGCUGUGUUCACAUUCUCUUUCCUUUACGAGGGGUUAAAAGCGUUGAAUCUCUGCGUCCAGUAUGCUAAGCUCGACCACCUAAAACAGCGCAGUGACCCGCCCCUGUACGCCGAGCAAAAUGGCUAUGGAGCAGUACCCAGACGACCCGGGGAAGACAUGGAUAUGGAGUCAAGUUGCGGUAGCUACUGCUGCCUCCACGUGCUCCAUGCGCUGCUAUACGCCCUCCAAGUCUUCGCUGCUCUGCUAAUGGUCCUGAUAUUCCUGACGCUGAACCUGUGGCUAUGUAUUAUGCUGUGUGCGGGCGCCGCUAUGGGGGUUCUUAUCUUCAGUCCCUAUCCAGCGAGGAGACUUCUGUCCAUAAACUGCAUGUAGAGAUUAUUUCCAUUACGAUUUACAGUUUCCUUUGACGAACGAACUUAAAAUUUUAAUUAAAAUGUUUGUGAAUAUCUACAGUUACUGUGAAGACAAUCCUUUAAAUUUGAAAUAUAUAUAAACGUUGUUGUAAUUCUCUUAGGUCCAAGCUUAGGGUAAGGCUCGUAAGGGCA
Lingula anatina is the source of this 718-nucleotide messenger RNA. RefSeq lists its product as uncharacterized. Gene Ontology annotation, molecular function: copper ion transmembrane transporter activity. Lineage: Eukaryota; Metazoa; Brachiopoda; Lingulata; Lingulida; Lingulidae. The record is from RefSeq and is a predicted model, not a curated record. Gene Ontology annotation, cellular component: membrane. Gene Ontology annotation, biological process: copper ion transmembrane transport.